UGGCUCUCAAGGAGCAUGCGCUUCCUUCCUCACUUCCUCUAAAGGAAGGAGAGAGAGUAAGGCUACGCCCUAGCGGACCCGCGGCCGGCUUCGCGUCACAGGAACUUCAGCACCCACACGGCGGACAGCGCUCUCCUCCACCUGAGGACCUGACUCCCGAGCGCCUGGAGCCUUUCUAAUCGCUUUACUCUGCAGCCGCGCGGAGCUCCACCGGCCGCUGGGUCCCUGCCACUCACCCUCCCCACACCCUCCCUCCUAGCUCUUCCUGUUUUUACUCCUCCUUUUCAUUCAUAACAAAAGCCACAGCUCAGGGAGCCCGGCGCCAGGCUGUAUCUGAAGCCAAGCGUAGAAGAAUGGGGUUCCUUUGGACCGGCACUUGGAUUCUGGUGUUGGUGCUCCAAAGCAGCCCAAUUCAAGCUUUCCCCAAGCCGGGAGGCAGCCAAGACAAACCUCUACAUAAUAGCGAAUUAAGUGCAGAAAGACCUUUGAAUGAACAGAUUGCUGAAGCAGAGGCAGACAAGAUUAAAAAAACAUACCCUCCAGAAAACAAGCCAGGUGAAAGCAAUUACUCCUUUGUUGAUAACUUGAACCUGCUAAAGGCAAUAACGGAAAAGGAAAAAAUUGAGAAAGAAAGACAAUCCAUAAGAAGCUCCCCAGAUGAUAAUAAAUUGAAUGUGGAAGAUGUCGAUUCAACCAAGAAUCGAAGACUGAUUGAUGAUUAUGAUUCUACUAAGAGCGGAUUGAAUCAUAAAUUUCAAGAUGAUCCAGAUGGCCUUCAUCAACUAGAUGGAACUCCUUUAACUGCUGAAGACAUUGUCCAGAAAAUUGCUACCAGGAUUUAUGAGGAAAAUGACAGAGGAGUAUUUGACAAGAUUGUUUCUAAACUGUUGAAUCUUGGCCUAAUCACAGAAAGCCAGGCACACACACUAGAAGAUGAAGUAGCAGAGGUUUUACAAAAACUGAUCUCAAAGGAAGCCAACACUUAUGAGGAGGAACCCAAUAAACCCAUAAGCGUGACUGAAAGUCAGGCUGGAAAAAUACCAGAGAAAGUGACUCCAAUGGCAGCAAUUCAAGAUGGUUUUACUAAUGGACAAAAUGAUGAAACAGUAUCUAAUACCUUAACCUUGACAAAUGGCUUGGAAAGAAGAACUAAAAUCUACAAUGAAGACAACUUUGAGGAACUCCAAUAUUUCCCAAACUUCUAUGCACUACUGAAAAGUAUUGAUUCAGAAAAAGAGGCGAAAGAGAAGGAAACACUGAUUACGAUCAUGAAAACCUUGAUUGACUUUGUGAAGAUGAUGGUAAAGUAUGGCACAAUAUCUCCAGAAGAAGGUGUUUCCUACCUUGAAAACUUGGAUGAAACUAUUGCUCUUCAGACCAAGAACAAGCUAGAAAAAAAUGUUACUGACAAUAAGAGCAAACUUUUUCCAGCACCAUCAGAAAAGAGUCAUGAAGAAACAGAUAGUACUAAGGAAGAAGCAGCUAAGAUGGAAAAGGAAUAUGGAGCCUUGAAAGAUUCCACAAAAGCUGAUAACCCAAGAGGAAAGACGGAUGAGCCAAAAGGGAAAACGGAAGCCUAUUUGGAAGCCAUCAGAAAAAAUAUUGAGUGGCUGAAGAAACACGACAAAAAAGGAAAUAAAGAAGAUUAUGACCUUUCAAAGAUGAGGGACUUCAUCAACCAACAAGCUGAUGCUUACGUGGAGAAGGGCAUCCUUGAUAAAGAAGAAGCUGAUGCCAUCAAGCGUAUUUACAGCAGCCUGUAAAAAUGGCAAAAGAUUCAGGAGUCUUUAGACUGUUUCAGAAAACAUAGCUUCAAACACUUCUGUGAUUAAAGUAAUUUGAGUCAAAGAUUUUUAGAAAGUGAUGAAAGUGCAGUAGUUAACCUUUUAGAAGUGGUCAAACAUAGCUUUCUUGCCAUAAAAACGAUUUGAGAAGUAAAGUUGUAUGUAAGCUGAGAUUUUGUAUAUAGAAUCCUUAUUUCCUUAUAGAUUUACAUUUUAUAAUCAGAGAUAUGCUGCUUUGGAAAGCCUGUAACAGACUGAAUUUAAAACUGAAGCUUCUUCCCGCUGUGUCACAUAGACACCCCCUGAAGAAUUAGGGGGUUCUGUUUUCAAGGCAUGCUGGGUAUCAAAACACCUCAUAGAAUAUGUCUGUUACAAGAUGUCAUUUCCAUCACCAGUUCCCUUUUGGGAGUUAAAAUAAAUUAACAUUUCCUCAAAGCCUA
Molecule: messenger RNA, 2224 nt
Organism: Neofelis nebulosa (Clouded leopard)
Lineage: Eukaryota; Metazoa; Chordata; Mammalia; Carnivora; Felidae
Gene: SCG3
Product: secretogranin III
Exons: 12
Coding region: 354-1763 (469 amino acids)
Biological process (GO): protein localization to secretory granule
Cellular component (GO): secretory granule membrane
Source: RefSeq, a predicted model, not a curated record